Molecule: messenger RNA, 1173 nt
Organism: Penicillium macrosclerotiorum
Lineage: Eukaryota; Fungi; Ascomycota; Eurotiomycetes; Eurotiales; Aspergillaceae
Product: sialidase family protein
Exons: 1
Coding region: 1-1173 (390 amino acids)
Source: RefSeq, a predicted model, not a curated record
AUGGCCACAACAACCCUCGAAGUCCCUGAUUUUUAUCCGACCGUCCAGUCUUCUUCCAAGGGAAACUUUAGGUCCUUCGAGGCCCAUAUUCCAGCUCUGACUGCACAGUGCCAUGCAUCAAAUCUCUUGCUUCUCCCAAAUGGUGAUCUUCUCUGUGCUUGGUUCGGAGGUAGCAUUGAAGGGCGACCCGAUAUUUGCAUUUAUAUGUCUUCUUUGCUCGCUGGAACUAAAACCUGGAGCGAUCCGAUAAAGAUGACGCAUGAUCCGACUCGCAGUGAGCAAAAUCCUGUGCUCUUCCGAGUUCCCUCAACUGGAGAAAUCCGGCUACUAUACACCUCCCAAGACGCAGGAAACCAGGAUUCCGCGGUGGUGAAGCAGAAGCGCUCAAUUGAUAAUGGCGUGACUUGGUCUAAUCCAACCGUUCUGUUCAAGGAGCCAGGAACAUUCAUUCGGCAGCCAAUAGUUGUGCUCGAUGAUGGCACCUGGGUGGUUCCGAUCUUCAAAUGUCGCGCCGAGCCCGGUGAGAAGUGGCUAGGAAGCGAUGACAUUUCCUGUAUAUGCAUAUCUAAGAAUGAGGGAAAGACUUGGGUUGAAAAAGAGAUCCCCAACAGCUUUGGUUGUGUUCAUCUGAAUAUAAGACGCCUAAAGAGUGGUUCUUAUCUAGGGCUUUACCGGAGCCGUUGGGCAGACAAGAUUUACCUAUCAACAUCCCCCGAUGGUAUUAUCUGGAGUGAACCCAGCCCAACAAUUCUACCAAAUCCGAAUGCGGGAAUAUGCUUUGAUAUUCUACCCUCCGGGCGUAUUGUUCUCGUCUUUAAUAACUCCUCAAAGAAAGAUGCGAUCGGUCGGCGUGAUGGUCUGUAUGAUGAUAUCAGUGAUGGUACAGACACGAGAACCAACCAAGCCAGCAAGCACGGAAAAGAAGCCUUUUGGGGUGCACCAAGAGCACCUUUAUCUGUCGCCUGGAGUGACAAUGACAGUGCUUCAUGGAAGUGGAGGACAUUGGAGGAAGGUGAUGGGUACUGUUUAACGAACAAUAGCGAGAGAAAGUUGAAUCGUGAAUUAUCCUACCCUAGCAUUGUCAUUGGAAACGAUGGGACGAUUCACAUUGCCUUCACUUUUUGGAGACAACGGAUCAAGUAUGUCCAAUUACAGGAAGACUUUUUUAAAUGA